UGGGCUGCGGAGGGUGGAAGCACUUUCACUCACGCGACGAAGUUGUCGCGCAUUCAAAGCCACCGAUGCCGCGAAGGGAGAGUUGGUGAUCGUACAUUCCUUCUGCAGCCACACCGCGAACCCCCGGGUUCAUCUGCUAUCUUCCGGUCCGGCGAGCGUUGGAAAUCCGGAUGUGAAACUGCGAGCAUGGCCCGCUGCUCUAGUGCCGGAUUGAGUUUUGAACAAUGGGAAUAUUGGUUAUGCCAAAUCCGGUUCGUACAAACCGUGUGCAUCGAGGUUUGGGUGAUGAUGAGACGAGUACGGGGGCGCUACCGGUUCACUGCAGAGAUCCGGAUAGAUAGGACGCAAAUUGGACAAACAUUGGCAGCAAUUUCGGUAACAUGCCGUUUGACACACCUUCAAAAAGGGAGAUAAUGCAACCGCUGAUAAGGAGCCAUCGUUAUCGUGAGUGUAAUGUAGAUGACAUGCGAUGAAAUAUUGGGCAAUGUCGGUCUCGAAACGUAAAAUAACAUCCUACAGCUGAUCCUGGUCGGUGGUGACUUUGGGAACGCCUUAAAUGGGCACUUUGCACCCGGAGUCAAUUCCGGAUCUGUUUUCUGGUUCUCAUGCAGCUGUUCGCGAGUGUGCUUUGUACUUCACCGUGCAUUUAACGCCUACACCAAAGUGGAAAGGAUGGGAAACGGAGCUGAAGCAGAGGCAGCGCGAAGACAAACGGCGGCCCUGUUCACUCCACUGUUCGCUUCCUGCGCUGGAAGACGCGCUUCGAUCAUCGUUCCUUCGGCACUGCUGCCACCCGCCAGAGAAAGAGAAAGCGUUUCCCCCUUGUCUUUCCUUGGCCGUGGAAAUGCCCACCGGCAGUGGCAGCUGCAUUGCGAGGCAGCCCAAGGUCCGGGAGAAAACCGUUUCGUUUCGAUUGCUGUAACCGCGUGCCGCGAAGCCAAUCGGAAACCGAACCGAUCGGGCGGUGAACGGAUGAAAGAGAAAGGUAAACAUCGCCCGCACUCGAGCUCUCUGGCAAACAGUGCAACGGCAAAUUGGGUUUGGUUGGGGUGGGUAGCUGAAGCAGCUACUACUGAACCAAACGGAUGUUGCUGUUGCGACCUGCGACCUGAGAGAUACGCUGCAAAGAAAGCUCUUCAUUGCGGCCAGAUCCGGAAGAUGCCAGCGAAAGCCCUGAUUUCUGUACGGGGAUUGUGAGGAUGGAGCAAAAGUGAAAGGACACACAGGCAAGGAAGCUCCAAGGAAGCGGGCGGUCGAAAGUCAGUUCGAUUCAGAAGCUAUGAAAAUCUGCCUUCGAUUCAGCGGAUAUGGAAUAUCUAUUCUUGCUCUCGCUGUUGUCUCCUUCCUUCAAGAUCUUGAAAAACGAUGAAGAUGACUUUAAAGCUUCCCUGCAUCCCUGAAUUACGAGUGCGGACGAGGCGGAGAACAAUAGUCAAGAUGUUCCCACAGCGGGAGCACAGCGAGGAGCGCUGGAAGAAUGCUGCCGAGAUUUGCAAACGCUUUAACGGCUUCUCUUUCACGCUUCCUUUUGUACACCGUUUUACCUACUCUGCGGGUUUGUCCAAGGCUUCGACGCAAUCUCAAAUCGCUGUCGUCCUCAACCGAUGAUCCACCCAGGGUGAGAGAAAAAAUGGGAGCAACCUCCUCAACGCAAGAGCGUUCCCGAUGCGUUCCCUCGUCUGUCUCUUUUCCCAUCAACACAAGUGGCAGGUGUGAGAACUGAUCUGACUGGGCGAAGGGGACGUACGUAUGUUGUGGUGCAAGUCGGGGGUGUUGGCUAUCCUUCGCAGCGCGCAAAAUAAUCCACAAACAACAACCUGCGAAGGUGAAUCGCGCGUGCGUCGUCCGCAACUCGAGAAGAUCCGCAAACAAGCUUCUUCAUUAUCGCGUCAUUGUUGGGGUCGUUGUGGUGGUGGUCGAUUUCAUUCUGCCCUCUGACGAAGCGCCGGACAUUCAUUCGCGAGGGCUGGUCGUGCGCGCUCUCUCUCUCUCUCUCUCUCUCUCUCUCUCCUCACUUUCGCGGUUGGCUCUCCUUUACUUGUCCAUGGUUUGUGGGGGGUUGGUUUGCUGUAUCGCUGACGAGUACAGUCGAGGACAGUCUCCCUGGCUUGAGAGGGGCGAAUUGUUGAUUCACACCCCUACGCACACCAGGCGAAUGACUGACCCCCGCGUGAGGCAUAGUCGUGGAGAUGCUUGCGGUGUCGCAUGUUCGCAGCAUCGGAGCUUUCGCGAUUUGACCCCAUCGUCGUGGGGUGACACUCUCACACACACACACCCCCAGCGGUGUCGUGCUCUUCGCCCGUUGACGUGACAUACUCACGACGCAACGGCAGCACGUCAGCCACCGCCAAGUCCACCAAGCGUCUUUGCGGCUCAAGAGAAAAGAGAGUCUUUUCGCUUCUCUAAACAUCGCCUAGUUCUCCGCUGCACACCUUUCUUCUACACGAGCUGGGCUCAUCCGGCUCUGGGUUCACCGAUCACCACCGAUUGUGGUGGGGUGGUGGGUUGUUGGGCCUCCCCCUUCACGGGCCGCGCGAGAAAUCGGAAUUAAAAUUUUGCUACGUCAAAUGAAUGGAAAACAGUUGUAGUUCACCGCUCAAGACGAGCUGUUCGUGCGUCGUGCGUGUGGAGGAUCGCGAUUUGUGCUGUGCGUCCGGUUGCGUUGCGUUGCGUUGCGUUGUCGCUUCGGUCUCAUUCGUCUUUACCUGAGCGACCGUUUCGGGAAAGGGUCUCCACCGAAAUCAGGCCAUUUCCAUUGACGGCUCGUCGCUCGGCAAUUCGGUUCCGGAACUAGCAGCAGAGGCAGCGAGUAGCGUACGUGCGGUGUGUCGGUCUUGGUCGCUGUGUUCACACUUGAUUUUAUAACCGUCCGCAAAGCAAAUUGCGGACGUAGGGAUUAGUGCCGCGCCAAAAUCAACAACUGCGCUUGUUCAUUACCGCAGUGGAGAGCCACCGGGUACACACACACGCGGCGCUCCUACAUAGGUGCACGUGUACCGAAAGAGGAUGUUUGCUCGGAUGCGCGAAUUAUGUGUGCGUGUGUCAGUGUGAGUUUGUGUGAUCAUUGAUGUGGCGAAGGAGAGAGAAAGAGAGUUUGCGAGAGAGAGAGAGAUCUUCAAGAAGGGCAGAAGCGAUCGAUCGCGGAUGUGAUCGUGGUUCUCGCAGGUCGUGAAGCUGAGUGAAGUUUGUUGGUGGCACCUUGAUAAGUGCGAAAACGUUCGAAACGGUGUGCCAUUUCGGUGGAGUUUGUCCCGAGCAGUGUUCCGGCUGGUGCGUCAAACCCGCAAAGAGCAAUCCCCGCGCACCAACAUCACCACCACCCGCCACCGCCACCGCCACCAUUCUCUGUGCUGCGGUGCUUUAGAUCGUCACGAUCGAUCGAUUUGCUGACGUCACGUUGCGGCGCACACAGCGCAAGUUGGAGCUUGUGCGAACGGCAAGCAAAAGGCACCGCCGCGCGUUUCCGAUCACGAGUUCCUCCAGUGCGGCGACCAGAGCGCACACGGGGUAAAGCGAAAUUGCGUACUGCGUGUGUGUACGCGAGAGCACUAGAGCGAUCAGCAGCGGUCGGGCCAGGUGAUCGGACGGACUGCCCGCGCGUGACGUCACUUGAGUUGCAAAAUCCGGGUUCUCUGACAUCUGCACGCGCUUUGGGACGGGCAAGGGCCAACGUGUAUCUGUGAUACGAACCAGAAACGAGGUUAAAUGAUCUUUGUGCGAAUUUUGUAAAACGGACAUCGUGACAAGCUAGCGAAACGAGAAGCGAGAAAGAAAGUGAGUGUACAUCCGUGUUCGCGGCGGUUUCCAACGGCCUCAAGCUGUGCGUACGUGUGUGCACGCAUACCGCCAACACGACUUACACACCUGCUCUCAUCUGUUACGACGAUCGUAUGUGAGUGUGAGUGUGUGCUGGUGCGCGAGUCGCGUUAGUCAAUGAGAGCAGCGCAUCCUCCUUCGCUAUCCUUGCUGGGGUGAUCAUUCAUAAGCUUCAUGUGGCCAUAAGCCGAGCGACAUCCUGCAGACGUGCGCAAACCAGUUCCUAGUGUCAUACAAACCAGUUCCUUGGCGAACUCUCAAGAAAAACGGCAACAUCAGUCGCAACAAUGCUCAUCACCACGAAUUUUAAUCAGAAGCAAUUCAUUGACUCGCUAUGCACGAACGAGGCCGAAGAUUCCAGCUAUGACAGCGACUGCGACGGUGACGAUCUCUCCCACGAGCAAGUGUCGCGCACAGCGAGUGACACGCUCGGACAAGAGUUUGCCGAGUACAUAAACGUCCCCACCGGUCCAAGUGCCGGACAUCAUCAGCAACAUGGGAAGGACGUCUCCCCGACGACCCUACCCGAACACUCCCCAGGGUAUCAGCAGAGGGUGGAGUUUGCCCUGAAACUCGGCUACACCGAAAAACUGGUACAGGCCGCUCUACAACGACUGGGCCCAAAUCCGGCCCAGAACGAGCUGCUGGCAGAACUGAUCAAGCUAGGAUCACAGCCGGGUGCAAAAUGUGGCAGCGAGUUCACAAUCGAUGCCCACGGGCAUCAUGGUGUGGGGAGUGGCGGCGACUCGGGAGGGACAGUGGAACUCGCGGCAUCGGUGACAGCGCUCGGCGGCGGUGGAUCCGCGUCGAUGGUUAACGAAGAAUCUCUGCGCCCGAUAGUGAUAGACGGGAGCAAUGUUGCAAUGAGCCACGGUAACAAGGAGGUGUUCUCCUGUCGCGGUAUACGGCUGUGCGUGGAUUGGUUCAAGAACCGGGGCCACAAGGACAUUACGGUGUUUGUGCCCAAGUGGCGCAAGGAAAGCUCCCGACCAGACAACCCCGUCAAGGAUGGGGAGAUUUUGAACGAGCUGGAAAAGGAGCGCAUGCUAGUAUUUACGCCGUCGCGGCUGGUCGGCGGCAAGCGGAUGGUCUGCUACGACGAUCGAUACAUUCUAAAGCUUGCGGCAGAUAACGAUGGCAUCGUCGUGUCGAACGAUAACUAUCGCGAUCUGGUGCAGGAAAGCACCGAGUUCAAGAAGGUCGUCGAAGAGCGGGUACUGAUGUAUUCGUUCGUGAACGAUCGCUUCAUGCCGCCGGACGAUCCGCUCGGCCGUUCGGGGCCCACGCUGGACAACUUUCUGCGCGUGCAGCCGCGCAAAGGCGAUCCGCCCCCACCCUGCCCGUACGGCAAGAAGUGCACCUAUGGGAAUAAGUGCAAAUUCUACCACCCGGAACGGGGCAGCCUGCCGCACAAAUCCGUCACAGAACGGCUUUCCGAGCACGCGGCGCGACAUCUGCAGGCGCGCAGUGGACACGACCCAUCGUCGGGUGCUGCUGGCGGUCGCAGUGCGGUGCAAGGCAAAUCGCUCAGCGUUCCACUGAGCAACAGCAGCAACGAGACUAGUCCCAUCAACGAUAAACGGAAAGCAUUAUGUCGCACAAGAUCAAACGUACCUUCGGAAAGCGCCAAUACCCCGUACGGUGGCGCUGGCAUGACUCACGCCCAUGGCGGACACUCCGAGCUGCUACCGCUACCCCAUCCUGUGCAACAUCCAGCCGUGCGCCAGCAACCACCGCAACAGUUGCCUUUCCACGCUCCGCCAGUGCCAGUGGCCAGUAAUCGAGCCCUGCCGUGGGAUCUUUCCCCUCAGCAGCAGCAGCUUCAUCAACAUGCCAGUAUGGUGGACGUGCAGCAGAUAUUCCCCAAAUCUCAUAGUAUAGAAAAUAUAUCUAAGGAACCGCCACCGUACGGCCACGCUGGACUCCACCAUGCCGGUUGCUACGGUGCUCAGGCCCUUUGGCCCCGACAGCAACCUCCGUCCCAACAGUCUCCCCAGCCCCAGGUGACUGGGCCCGGUAGUGCGAGUGGGACAGGCGGCCCAGUAGUACAGCAGCCACCACCAUUGGACCAGAGCGAUCCGAGCGGGUUGGUCGAUAGUGUGAAUCUACACCGGAAGCUACAGCGUCAGCUGACGCUCAAUCCUGCUGGCUGUGAUCCUCGAAUAUAUCAGAUGCAAAGGCUGCAGCAGCAACAGCAAUCGUCGCAGCAGCAUAAUCCCUCGCCACAAACCCCUUCCCAGCAGCAGCUCUCACCGCACCGACCCCUGGCCCCUUCCCUUAGUGGUGGCACGCGUCCUUCGCCUCCCACCCAGUGGGAACUACAUCAGCACGUCACUCGGAUUGCUUCGGCUCCAGAUUCCUCGCGUCCCUGGGGUCACAAUGGGCCACCGCCGGCGUCUUCCUCCGAACCGCAUAUCAACCUCGGCUGGUCACCAAGCCCCGGUCAAGGUGGUCCCACCCCGGCCCUACAGCAACAGCAGCAGCAGCAGCAGCAGCAGCAUCAUCAGCAACAGCAACAGGACCGACGUCGGUUGCACUACCAUCUGGCCAGUAUCUUCCCGGAGGAUCAAGUACAAACCGUCAUGCAGAUGUACCCGGACGAAACAAAUCCGCAGAAAAUAUGCGCCGCCAUACUGGCCAUGUAUCAGAAGAUGUAAAUGAGCAAUUUGGAGGAACAGGCCGUCGGAUACGCAAGCGCGGAUGCUUGAGAUGCUUGAGAGACAGGAUGACCGCAUGGAAUACUCAAAACACUCCGUAAUGUUAAGCAAAACUAUUCAUUAUUUUUCUCCCUCUCUCUCUCUCUCUCUGUCUCCCUCCUUGUUGGAAUACCACACACACACACACACACACAUGCAUCCAGCACACGUGACCAUUCGCGGUACGCGUGCCCGUUCAAAUCCGUACUGGCUCUAAUCCUUAUCGUGUAGUAAUAUUAUUAUUUUAUACUAAUUAUUAUCAAACGAAUGGUGGUAGGGUGCGAAGUUGCCUUGCGCUUCGAUAGGCGUACAGGGGACUUGGGCGUUAGAGGAAAGCCAUUGAGGAAAAUUGAGUGAACGCAAUGGGCAAGUGGCAAGAAAAUAGCGAAACAAGGCAAGGUGAGCGUAUAAUCUCAAAAGAUUUUAUUUAAUAAACAGUUCGCUCGUUGUCGUAGACACGGCGACGUUUGUACUUCUUCCAGUUAGUUACUACCGCGUAACGAUGUAAAGAUAUUGACCGCCUCAUGGGCAGAAUAUUUAAAUCGAUAAGGCAAGGAAGCAAGGAAAGCAGGAGGGUGGAGUGGAAGAGGGGCUAGGAGACUGUUGUGUUGUAGCGGACGGAAAAUACACAUCUUCAAAUCUAUUACCAAUUUUACUAUGCUAUAAUCUGUUAAAAACGAACAACUACAACAACAACAACAACAUACAUUUCCCAACUAUUUACUGAAUUUCCUGUUCAAACGAUCUACACACGCGCGUACGCAUGUAAAUGUAGCGUUUGCGCUACGAUGACACACACACAGACAGACAGAAGAGAUGGUGUCCAUGGAAGCGCAGCAAAGCUACUAGGUUGCUAGAUCUAUUGCUACUAGGGGCAUCCAUACAUAUAUUGCUUUACUUCAUAUUGGAGUAUGAGUUUGUGUUAGCAGCCGUGGAGGAUAAAUGAUAGAGAGGAUCCCCCAUACAAGCCCCCCCACACACACACACACACACGUACACGCAGGUGCGUUUCGUUUGUGUUUUUACUGCAACCUUCCGAUACUGCUUCCAAUUAAGUUAAGCGUGUGAAGUGCUUCCGACGCAUGUAAAACCAGUAUUCCGUUCAUCUUUUUUUUAUUUCGAUGAUAUUACUGCUAUUACUAUGAAAUAUAAAGCAAGAUAAACUAUCACAUUAACCCCCUCUUUUUUUGGUUUCAUUCGGACCCAGGCAGUAAUACUUAGAAAAUGGCUCGGCUGUAUACUGCGGGUGUAUUGAGUAAGAAGCCCCACUUUUAUUCCUUUAUGCUUACUUUGCAGUACGCGCAUAAUGGCUAGUUUUUAGAGAACGUUAUACGACAGAAGCGUGGAAUGAGCGUUGGGACACUCGAAGGACACGAUUUGAAAGUCAUCUCCCUACAGCAUAAAGUUAACAGUCGCGCACAGAACAAGAUGUGAAGUGGUGGAUUUUAUUUGAAGAAUGGUUGUUUUGGCUGCUGGUGUACGCGGCACUGUAUGAAAUGAAUAAAGAAAACCUGCGCUGGAUAUCCCGGCAAACUGCUGUAAUCGGCAGAAACCAUA
Messenger RNA from Anopheles stephensi (Asian malaria mosquito), 8069 nucleotides. RefSeq names its product ribonuclease ZC3H12A (gene Regnase-1). The transcript is spliced from 5 exons. The coding region runs from base 4104 to 6473 and encodes 789 amino acids. NCBI's taxonomy places the organism in Eukaryota, Metazoa, Arthropoda, Insecta, Diptera, Culicidae. Gene Ontology annotation, molecular function: mRNA binding; RNA endonuclease activity; metal ion binding. The record is from RefSeq and is a predicted model, not a curated record. Gene Ontology annotation, cellular component: cytoplasmic ribonucleoprotein granule; nucleus.